Molecule: messenger RNA, 2698 nt
Organism: Diospyros lotus (date-plum)
Lineage: Eukaryota; Viridiplantae; Streptophyta; Magnoliopsida; Ericales; Ebenaceae
Exons: 2
Coding region: 16-666 (216 amino acids)
Source: RefSeq, a predicted model, not a curated record
UCGCUUUUGCGGGAAAUGAUUUUCCUGGGGGGGAUUUCCAUUUCCAGGGAAUUCAAUCACCGCGCGCACAGCACAGUCCACCUCGAUUUCUCUAGGGUUUCCUCUCCCAUUCGAGCCGGCUUCGUCCCCUUCCUCCUCGUCGCCAUCCACCGCCGAAGUCGAGCCCCUACUUGGGCUUCGUCGCCAUCUCCGACUUCCUGUGGAGUCGCCAUCCACCGCCGAAGAAGACCAUCUCCGACUUCCUGUGACUCGCCAUCCUCCUUCGACUUGGGCUUCGUCGCCAUCUCCACAAAAGACCAGCUCUGGCUUCGUUUUCGUCUCCAUCUCCGCAGAAGACCAUCUUCGAUUUCAAGUUUAACACCACCGGCGCAUCUUCAUCUUCUUCCACGUGAGCGAUCUUGGUCUUCCGACCAUCGAUCUGGAGUCUUCGUCCACCGGAAGCGAUCUUGUUCUCUGUUUCAGCGAGUGAUCUUGGUCUCUGUUUCAGCGAGCGAUCUUCGUGUUCGCCAUCUCCGCCGAAGUCGACCUCCGAUUCCGACUUGCAGACCGCCGUUCAUCCUCGUCGCCAUCUUCGUCCACGGUAAGCUUUCGUCGCCAUCUUCACCAUCUUGGGCAAUUUUUGUUCUAAAAAUUUAUAAUUACAGAAAACUUCUCAUUUACAUAUAGAUGUUUAGGGUUGCUUUGUGGCAAUUUUUGUACUAAAAAUUUAUAAUUACAGAAAAAUUAUAAUUACAGACCAAUUUUUGUACCAUCUUGGUCUCUGUUUAGGGUUGCUUUGUCUCACAUUAUGCAUAUAAUAUUUUGUAUCAAAAUUGUGUCUCAAUGGAUAGGCAGUGGCGAUGCCACCCAUGCUAUUUUUAAUUUAAGCAUUAAUUUUACUAUUUAGUUUGUGUAAAAUUAUGUGAGUUUUUGUUCACUUUUAAUUGUGAAAAUAUUUUAUUGUGUUUGUAUUGCUCUAUGUAUGGUCUUGCUGGAAGUACCUAGUGCAUUGACUUAGACCAGUGGGUACGAUGUGUUUGUGUUUGCAUUGCUGUAUGAAAAGAAUGAGAAUAUAGGUUUAUUGCUUUCCUUAGCAAUGGUGGUUGUUUUCAUUGAGAUGCAUUAAGUACCAGCAACAUAUACGUUUCUAUGAUGAGAGGACUGCUCCCAUUUGGCAGCAUAUUCAUUGAGAUGUAUUAUGUUGAUGGCUUUAUGUUGCUGGUUUUUCUGAUCCUCAUUAUUGUUGAUGUUUGCGUUACAAUUUUGGGGGCAUAUUUGUUGUUAAAUGUCGAGAACUACCACUGGAAGUGGACUUCUUUCUUCUCUGCUGCCUCAACUGCUGUGUAUGUGUAUUUAUGCUCGAUAUACAACUACUACGUGAAGACAAAGAUGACAGGCUUCUUCCAGACUAGCUUCUACUUUGGAUACACAUUGAUGUUUUGCCUGGGUUUAGGAAUUCUUUGUGGUGUUGUUUGCUUAAGAUUGCUAUAUAAAUUAUUAUGAAAUAUUAAACUUUUGAUCUUGCAUGCUCUAUGUUUUCAUUGCCCCUUUAUGUCAAAUAUAAAUUCUGUCCAGUGUUCUGAUUUAGUAGUUCUAUUAUUUGUGCUUCUUAUUAAUUACUUGGAUCUCUCUUGCAUUUAGUAGUUCUAUUAUUUGUGCUUCUGAUUUAGUAGUUCUAUUAUUUGUCCACCAAAAUUUUCAAUAUGUAUUAAAUUGAUUUUCUGAUUUAUUGAUUUUUUGUUGUGGUUUGUUUCUGUGAAUAGAUUUUUGUUGUUGAAUUUGUUGAGAGUUGUUGCCGUGAACAGAAUUUAAUGAAAAUUCCUGUUGGGUAUGGUUUUAUAUAUGCCUUGUGUUUUUCCAGGUUCUUGAUCUUUCGAGUUGGGAGGGAUUGACUUUUGAUGUGUAUUGACCUUGGAACUUCUCUUUCGCUUGCUUUUGUUGUUUCUACAACUUUUGUUUUUGUAUUAGUAUAUGCGGGGUUUUUCGUUGAUUUAUGCAGCGUCUGAUCAUAGGUUCAUAAUUGGCAUUAUGGCAUAUGAGUUAAAGAAAAUAUGAACCUUUUGCUUUUAACUACACAACUGGUAUUGAGGGUUACAGUUUCAAAACAAGUGUCAAGAAACGAAUGAAAUGCAGAAUUCUGGUAGUGUUUUGUUCAUUAUUUGAUUUAGGACCAGAUGAGAAUCGAUAAGCCAUAUGAAUGGAUAUGGUCAUUCCGGAGUUUCAAAAGGAUUUCCAUUACAAAAACUGCGAGUGGAUCUUUUCUCAUUCUUAAUUGCUACUUUUCAAAACAUAGGUUGUGGAGUUUCCCUUUAUGAUUGAUGGAGGAUGCUGUCAGGAAGAAGUUAAAUCCUUCUGAAAGUUCAUUUGUUCAGGCAGCUCCUAUAAAACAGUUUUAUUUUGCCAUUAUCUUGUCUUUACAAUUAUUCUGGAGACCAGUAGAGUAGAUGAAUGUUGACAAUCAGCCAAAUUCCACUGGUGAGCAUGGCCUUAUACAGCUGUUUUAUGCCACCUGCAUAACUGAAAGAUUCAACUAUCUCGAGUUUUUAUGCUAUUGCUGUGCCCCCAUUUCUUUAUGCAUCCACAUGCACACCUGCGUCCCGUGUUGUGUUUCAAUCAUCACGGAAAUUAUUGUGUGAUUCUUUUUAAUGAGUUCCAUAUCUUUCACCAUCAUUUUCUGCUUUGCGGAAUUGAACCUUGAAAAGAGCUAGUUUUCGCGUAU